AUGCAGUUGGUUCACCUCAACAUCGCGCUCGCUCUUUUCGCUAUAACCUGCUCGGCUGGCCCGAUCGCCCAGUUUACACCCAAGAUUCGAGAUCUGGAACAAAACAGCCAUAGCCCUGGACCUACAGUAUAUCCCAGCCCCUCGCCACUCGAUAUUCAUGUACCAGCGGCUUCGGAUGAAGCGAAUGGUGGUUUGGAUGUUGUUCCCAUCACGCCUUCCGUGACGGCGGAUGGUACUCAGGCGUCGGUGCUACAGGCUUCGUAUACCUCUACUGAGAUUCCUGGAUCGUCGAUGCUUCCGGCUGAGGGGCAUUCGGGGACAGUUACUCCAUCGGUAUCUAAAGAGGUUACGUUGCCUUCGUCUACAGCGGACAGUUCUCGUGCAACAGCGGAUAGUGGUACCUCUAGCUCUACUGAGAUACCCGCUUCUUCCACACUUGCAAGGGAAAAGCAUUCGUCUGCGAUCACUUCCUCAUCAGCAGAAGCUACUUUACCCUCAUCGGAGACAUCUGAGGUUGUUAUUCCGACCACCUCUUACUCUCAUUCGGCGUCCCACUCAGUGUCAACUCCGAGUGUGUCCAAGUCUACAACCUCAACCUCGAUCCCUGUUAUCAAGCACAGCCAGACGGCAGAACCUUCAUCUGAGCUUUCUACAGUUACGCCCCUUUCAAUCGUUGUCAUUUCACCAAGCUCCGCUCCAGCAAGCACCCCCACCACGACAUCCAGCCUGACCGUUGGUGUCGUUGGACCCUUGCCUGAUGCCGGGACGACCAGCUCGUCUCCUCCUUCAACUACUUUCUUACCAACGGCUCUGCCAGAAACUGCUUCAACGCCAACGGUGACCAAGACCACGACGUCUAGCGCGACUGCUAGCGUGGUAGGACCGCAACCCGAGACGGAUACAACCACCUCUUGUUCCUCUUCAACAGCAUCUGCAUCCUCUCUACCAGACACUACACCCACAGAGCCAGCAGGCCAAACCCGCAGCACCUCCAGUGCACACCCCACACCCACCACCACACCAAGCACAAGUACAGUCGGAAGGACAAGUACACCUCCAACCUUCAACUCUUCAACACCGGCCCCAUCCCCAUUCAUCGGAGAAAUCACAAGCAGUCAGCUCCAGGUCGCUAGCGGUACCGCCAGCGCCGACAGUUACGCCACACCCGUCCUCACUCCAGUAAUUGUCCUGGUUACACUGGGCGCAGAACCGACCCCCACGGCAACGACAACGACAACGCAGCCAGACCCAGACCCAAACGCAAAAGCAGAUCCAACAAGCACCCCUCCAUCUGGCCCAGGCACUGACCCUAACAAAACAGGGGAGAUAACCACGCUCCACGCGACAGCAACCAUAACCAAGAGCGUGGUCGUGUUUGCUUCCAGCGCUCCUACGGCCGAAGCGCCAGCUCCAGCUGCUGGUGCUGCGGAGACGGAACCGGGAUUGGGCUCAAAGGCAACACGUACGGGCACGCCUACGGCUACGACUACAACUACUGUCCCCUUCAGAGAUCCGGGGGAUGCCCAUUUGUCCAUUGUGCCUGUUACGCCGGGGGUGAUGACGGUGACCACCACCAAGACCGAGACCGAGACCGAGACCGAAACCGUGACUAAAACGGAGAAAGAGACUGUGACUCAGACGGUGACGAAGACGGAGACAGAGACCGAGAGGGAGACUGUCACUUUGCGGGGAAAUUAG
Aspergillus viridinutans is the source of this 1698-nucleotide messenger RNA. RefSeq lists its product as uncharacterized. The record is from RefSeq and is a predicted model, not a curated record. NCBI's taxonomy places the organism in Eukaryota, Fungi, Ascomycota, Eurotiomycetes, Eurotiales, Aspergillaceae. The transcript has a single exon. The coding region runs from base 1 to 1698 and encodes 565 amino acids.